This is a messenger RNA of Phytophthora sojae, 7137 nucleotides long. RefSeq lists its product as hypothetical. The annotation marks the transcript as partial. Lineage: Eukaryota; Oomycota; Peronosporomycetes; Peronosporales; Peronosporaceae. Gene Ontology annotation, molecular function: protein serine/threonine kinase activity. Gene Ontology annotation, cellular component: nucleus. Gene Ontology annotation, biological process: phosphorylation; nuclear-transcribed mRNA catabolic process, nonsense-mediated decay. The transcript has 7 exons. The record is from RefSeq and is a predicted model, not a curated record.
AUGCGCCACGACGCAGCCGCAGUAGCCGCCGCUGACGCCCACGACGCCGCCGCCGCCGCCUUCAACCCGCUGGUGGCGCUGCAGUCGCUGCUGGCGGCCGACGUGGCCAGCGCCAAGCAGCGCAUGCGGGCGGCGCAGCAGCUGCAGAGCUACUUCGCGCGGCUGAGCCACACGCCCGGCCUGCUGCUCUCGUACGAGCCGUACCUGCCGCUGCUGACGGAGACGCUGGGCGCGCCCCAGGCCGCCAAGGGCGCGAGCGCGCAGGAGCUGCAGACCGCCGUGCUGGCCUUGCUGCUGGCGCUGUCGGGCCACAACCCGGCGGGCUUCAGCGACUGGAUGGCCAGGAACACGCAGCUGGGCAACGAGCCGUGGCUCGUGCAGUGGAGCUACGCGCUGCUGCUGCAGACGGAGAAAACGGUGCCAAGACGAGAGGAGGGAGACAAUGAUGGAGAGCUGGACAAGUUGGAUGAGACCUCGCCGCAGUUCAAGGAGUUCGACAGAGCCUUUGCUAGGGUCUUGCACAUGUGGAGGACGCUGCUGGACCAUACAGCUGACGUGGCUCUUGUGGACCAGCUCGUCAAGUACUUGCAGGUGCUGCUGGUGCAGCAGCAGGAACAGGGAGGAGACAAGUGGAGGACGAUGAUGCUCAAGAAGCUGCAGACGCACUUUGUGGAUAUCGCCGACGUGUUGAUUGGAUGGAUGAUGAGCACGGGACCGCACGGAUCGCUGCGGUAUGUCGAGGAGCUUGGUUUUUUUGAGAUCCUCACGCUCUUGCAUCAUUUUGGCCGCUUGUGGGCCGACAACAGCGUGUUUAGUCUUCAGCUGCUGAGUUCGUUCGCGGAUGAAAUUGUCAAUUUGUGCGAUUCGUGGGAUGAUCACCAAGAGGGCGAUGACGAUCGCCUCAGUACCCUGUUAACUUGUUUUAUGAUGGUAGCUCAGUGCGUUCCAGAUUUGGCUUUACCCACGGAAGAAAGCGCCAAUAGCUCAUUCGUAAGAGUGCUCCACAGUGUAGCAUCUUGUCCGAAGCCGGAGUAUUCCCUUUUCUGCCUCGCGCAUUGCUCCGAGUAUAUGGUAACGAUGUCUAGCUCUAGGCAUAGCAACUUCCCUCCCCUUUCGGUGGCAGCUGUGAGUUUUUUACUGUACCAUUGUGCUGUUCAAGCUCAAAUGCAUGACAGUGAGGUGGACAAACUCGCAACGGUUAUGAAAAAUGCCUGCACACUAGCAAGUGCGAAUUUUUCCCGGGUAGAACGCACUCCACCUGUUCAGGCUGCCGCUGUAAGAAUACUUGAAGGUGAUUUACCAACCCGAAUCGUGAAAAAGGGUGGACAGCCAAAGCGCGUGAAAGUUAUGGAAUGCCUGUUCCAAGUACGAUGCGCUAAAGGCCUCACGCGAAUCGCGCAGCUGUGUCUACAUUUGCUGCGACUGGGAGGAGUUGGCGCUUUAAAGACCCUCGGGACUCGAGCAUUUCAGCGUCUAAACAGCCGGCAUAAAGGGAAGAGAAAUAGCUAUUUCGUGUUUGCGGCUACAUGCUUCAUCGUAGCUUCUCGGAACAGCGAGAUGCUGUUCGCAUCUCGUGACGAUGUGACCCACGCGGUUGGAGUUCUCGAAUUGGUUACAGCAAAACUGGAAAAGCAGAGCCACCGACAUCGUCAGCACCGACUGACGCCCCGGCAAUUGUGCCUCGUGCUCAAGAUGGCGUCUACAUUCGUAAGCGCCGUAUCCCGCUUCUUUGUUGGUCGUCAUGAUGUAGCGGAGGCUGUGAAAGGCGUAGCUCAUCGGCUUAUGGAAUGCGCAGUUCACAUGCUGCCAAGUGAGGCGGUGCUUGUUCGAGAUCAUCGACUCACCACUGAAGUACUGAAGGUGAUUGAUACCGUGCUAUCGCAAACGGAUUCUGCUGUCGUUUCCCCCCACAAAGUUUACGCAUACGUUUUGGAGAAGGUGAACAAGGUUGCUCGCUGCUCUAACGUGAAAGUUCAAGAGGGUUGCUUUGAAGUCUUGAAAACGCUCAGUUCUCGGGCCGAGGCAAGUGUAUUUGUAGGUGAUGUUUUUAAGACGCUGCUGGACUUCGUGUUGGAUUUCGACGGCGCAGUACAAAGCGGGUUGGUAUUGGAGGUACUGAGUGGCAUUGCUCGCCCGGCACUCCUGUAUCAACAAAAAGAGAGCGUUCCCUGCGUCGUAUCACAGCCCUUGCAUUCAUCUUUCGUCGGAGCAGAUUUUGAAAAUCUUAUGAGCCUUUUCGAGUCUCGUGAACGCGAUGGAAGUGAGUGGAAUGGAGCCUGCCGACAAAUUAUGGACCGAAUUGAACCAGACACGGUGGCCAUCAGUAAAUCCGACGUGCUUCUGGGUGCAGUUCGGCAAGCAGCCGCAUGGUGCGUUCAGAAUCGAUUACGCACACACUUUGGAGGACCAGCUCAAACCUUUUCAAGCAUCGAACAACUGGUGCAGGAGUACUCGAAUGGGGGUCAAAGCUUAGCCGAGACGGCGGAGCCGCACCAGUUGACAAAGUGGUUGAUGCUGGAAUUUAUUACCGCCUUGGAGAUGAGCAUCACUCGUGCUAUUUACGCUACUGAAAUCGAUCAAAGCAAUCCAGACGCUGAAGAGUACAAGGCAGUGCUUUUCUUUCGUACGAACAAGGUGGUGUGUGACGAUUGGCUUAACCGUAUUCGGCCGUAUCUCGUGGAGUUGUCCAGGAACGGAACGUCCUACGAGCAGUGCCGGUAUCACAGCCACGCAAUGGUGACAACCUGCUACAAUAAGCUCAGCAGAACAAUGGCGUCAUUUGCAACACACGGGUUUUCAGACAAAGGAUACAACGAGCUGAAACAAGCGGAAAAGGACAUGGAUGUUGCACUCUUCUUCCUGUGUCGUUGUCAUUGCGAUGCAAAAGAUGUCGACACUAUCAUUGGUUUUCAAAAGUGGGGUGAAUCGGUUUCCGCCGCCCUUACAAGUUGGUACCAGCUAAACAAGGAGAAGUUGGGUAUCACUGAAGAACUAUGCGAUUUCUCAUUUUUCCGAUGGCUGAAUGCAGUGCGAUAUGAGGCUGAAAUGCGCUAUGAAGAUGCUGCUGCAGAAUACGAGGCCUUGCUCCUGCCAGUGCUAUCUGCUCGAAGCGAACCACUCUCUUUGGGCGGCAUUAGUGCCGCGGGGAUCUUUGAGUCCCCAACGACGUACCUUCGGAUGUCAUCUCAAGCACUUCUGGGGUGCUUCAAACAAUGCGCGAAGUGCUAUGCGUCUCUGCGCGAAUGGUCUAAGCUGCGGAUAUUUGUCAGUCAGUUCGUAGAACUUGCUCAGUCGCUGGUGAAUCAUGACCGCCCCAUUGAGGAUAUUCAGGCGAUAUUUGAUUGCAGUGAUAUCGUGGCUGAUCGAUUUCAAAACGAUUUAAUUCCGUUGGCUUUGCAGCCCUCGCCGUGGAAUGGGUACGCGGGCGACAAAAUUGGCAAGAAAGCGGAGGAAACGUUGCUUCGGAUACUCGGGGUCUCUACGAGGUCUCAAUUUCCACUUGCGCCAUUUCACAAAACAUGUGAAAUGCAGCUCAACCUGAAUCCUGAGUUGUAUGACUCUGUUGUUUGGAGUCAACCAUUCUGUUCUGCUGGUAAUGCUGGAGGUGCUGACACGGAGAGUUUGUACCUGACGACUGUGGCCCGGCUGGCACGGAAGCAACACAACUUUGGGUUCGCUCGAAGCAUUUUAAGAGACGCUGCAGCUCUCAGCGGGGUGGGCCGUACCGCAUCUAUGGCUGUUAGUUACGAGAAAGCGAAAUUACUGGAAACAGUGGGUAUGGAGGAUGAGGCGCGUCGUCUCUUAGAAAACCAGUGCGAAACGAACCUGGCGGCAAUCGUUGCGAAGCCUGGAAUCUUUGAACAGGAACAUCCGGCCCUUCGCGCUUUGCUGCAUCUCUCCACAACAUUUGCGAAAGCAGAUAGUGCAGAGCUUUUGUCACCGACUACAUCACGCUUUCUUGACGACACGGUUACAAGCUUUCGUAAUGAGAAGCUGGCUAACCUGAGCGAUAUCAACCUUCUAUCUGAUAGCCCAGAUACAGCGGCUCACAGAUGUCUCGAAGCGGCAAUUUCCAUAUCACCCAGAUCGGCAAAGGCCUGGAUCAGGUAUAGUCAUUGGUGUUACAAUCGAGGAAAACGUGAAAUUGCAGAGAUUGCGGAGCAGAAUGGAUAUAUUCACCUAGCUCCGUCGGAUGAAUUGCAGAUGAAUUCUCUACUGGACGAGAUAGGUGUCGUUGAACCAGACCGUGAUUUCAUUAUUCGCGCGUUUUGCCAUUUCCUGGAUAACGGGGAGCUGGUUAGCCAGAAACCUGACGAAUUUCACCAACUGUGCAUUGAUCGAGCACCCGCGACUCACGAUAGUGAUGCAGUUGAUCGGCUAAUCCAGCUUCAACAGGCAUGUCAUUCCAAGGUGCUCCAAUAUUUCACGUUGGCUGCUCGUGGCUACGGGAAUUAUUUCGCCGUAAUGUUCGGCGAUUCAGACUGUAAAGCCCCACGACAGGAAACAACCAUGGUGGCGCUUCGCUUGCUUAGCCUUCUGACGACCUACGGAUUAGAAAAAGAUAUCGUGUCCGCGCUUGAAGACGUCUUUGCCAACGGACCGGUAGCUCCAUGGUCCUACGUUGUUCCUCAGCUGAUCGCUCGAGCGCAUCAUCCGGUUGCGGCUGUUUCGUCACUGGUUUGCCUGAUUUUGAAACGAUUAGCUCGUCAUUCGCCCCACGCGAUUGUGUAUCCGGCUGUGGUGGAUUCCAUGGAGCCUCAAGUUACAUUUUCAGCGCUUCAGGAAGAGAAAGGAGCUGCCAGCAACAGUUUUGCUGCUGUUUUAAACGAGUUACAGCAAGUGUCCGCUGGGCAAGUAGAAGGCGUACGUUUACUCAUUUCGGAGCUUCGGCGGAUUUCGAUUUUGUGGGAUGAAGCCUGGAUCAGUACGUUGAUGAAGCUUUCAACAGAUGUUGAUCGACGAACAGCUACGCUGGAAAAAGAGGCCUCCCGCGUGGACAGAAAUGCGUCAUUGUCCACUAAAGAAAAAGGUGAGCUAGCUCAGCGAAAACUGGUGGCCAUUAUGAAGCCAAUCUUGGUUUCUGUUGAACGACUUUGGAGUGAAACGUGCGGUAGAAUUGCGGAGCAGCAUGCUGUGUCACCGCAUGAACGCAGAUUCUUGAAGGAGUACGGAAGUUCAAUCGAGAAGGCGAUGGAAAUCUUUCGAGAUUGCUGCAGCUCGGAGUUGCGAUCGGGUCCAGCAUCAGGCAUCUCGAGCCCGAAAGAGCUCUGGCAACCGUUUGCUGAAAUAUUGAAAGCGCUACUCAACUCGACUGGUCGUAGAGAUCAAUUGCCGCUUCACGAGAUUUCACCCUCUUUGGCCUCGACCUCUCGUCAGCUUGCGCUAACAAACAUGCCCGGCGCGUUGUCUGGCAAGGAUGUGGGUCAAAUGGAGCCCAUAACCAUUCAUCGUGUUGACUCGUCUGUAACGAUACUGCGAACGAAAACCAAGCCGAAAUCUUUGGAAUUAAUUGGAUCUGACGGGAAAAUCUACAAGUACUUGCUGAAGGCUCGAGAAGAUUUGCGUUUGGAUGAGCGCAUCAUGCAGUUUUUAAGAGUUACGAACGAGUUUUUACGCGCUGACAACGCUGCUGCUUCUCGAGAUUUAUCAGCUCAAAGCUACAGCGUCAUACCUCUAUCUCGAAACGCUGGCUUAAUCCAGAUGGUCCCGGACGUGGUCCCACUUUUCCAAGUGUACACAUCUCGAAACGAGCAACAAACAAGCCCCACUGGUCGAGUACCUCAAGAUUCAGCAGCAUCGGCAUCUUUGGCACAGCAACAACCACCUCCGCCUACAGCACAAUUUUAUGCGAAGCUGAAGCAACAUGGAAUUUCGAAUGUGGUGCCAAAUCACCGUGCUCAGUGGCCGGUCCCUGUGCUAAAGCAGGUUUACCAGGAACUUGUUACUCAGCGUCCGCGUAAUGUUCUGCAGCUGGAGAUUCUUGCUCGAAGUGAAGACUUGCGUGAAAGCUGGGUGAAAAGCAUGCGAUUAAGCAAGUCGGUGGCGGUGAUGUCCGUCUUAGGCUACAUUGUUGGGCUCGGUGACCGGCACCUUGACAACAUUUUGUUAUGCGUUAAAAGUGGAGAUAUUGUUCACAUCGACCACAACAUUUGUUUCGACAAGGGGCGCAGGCUCAAGGUACCUGAAGUUGUUCCAUUCCGUCUGACACCAAUGCUGCAAGAUGCUCUCGGAUUCACCGGUGUUGAGGGAAGGUUCCGUGUAGCAUUUGAGACGACUUUACGCGUUGUUCGCUCUGAUGAUGUUCGCGAAGCGUUGCUUACGCUGUUUGAGGCGUUUGUCUAUAGUCCACUCGUCGACUGGAUUGCCGACGAUAAACGACAGGGUCGGUCGGGAGAUUUGAAGGCGCGUUUGGAAGUGAACGUGAACCUUUCCCUGUUUUUAUCGAGAGCUGAAGAGCGCCGCCAAGAUACGGUUUCUUUCGGGCGCCAGUACGAGCAAUUGGCUGACGUCUUCUCCCGUAUUUUCAAAGGAGCGAAGGUGUCGUUUGUGAGACUGCUUGAGCAACGGGAGCAAAUGCGUAGUCUGGAAGCUGAAGAACAGGAACUAUUGAAGGCCGUCACGAGUAGUGAAACUGAGCUCAUGGCAUCCCAAGCUACACUGCAGGCUAAACUGGCUGAAGUACAACAGAUUUCUACCCAAGCCGAGGAAGUCGUUGGGAAGCUUAGCGUGUUCGCAAAGGAGUGCUGGGGAAGACACCAACAAAUCGAAGUUUGGCGGCAGAAAAGCGUUAAUUUUGCCGAAACAGGCCCAGAGGCCCGAUUGCACGCUGUAGUGAUGGCAGCCGAGUCAGCCUCGUUUCAGAAAGUCCAUGCUACAAUUUGCAAUGUUUUGGAACGGUCAAGAUUUGCUGGCCAGCAGACAGAACUGCUAGCCGCGUUGGAAUCGAGAUCUCGAUCUGUCGAUACUGAUGUAGUACGUCUGCGCGUCGAGAUUGAAAGGCUUGCGGCUUGUUUGAUCCCCUACCUAUCCGCUUACAGCCACUGGCGCAAGGAAUUGGAUGCGUACCUGGACACAGAGCUGAAGGUAGCAGGAAAAGAUGUGUACUUUACGUGGUGGAGUCGCUGUACGCAGUGUUUG